Micromonas commoda is the source of this 2757-nucleotide messenger RNA. RefSeq lists its product as hypothetical. The record is from RefSeq and is a predicted model, not a curated record. Gene Ontology annotation, molecular function: glycosyltransferase activity. NCBI's taxonomy places the organism in Eukaryota, Viridiplantae, Chlorophyta, Mamiellophyceae, Mamiellales, Mamiellaceae. The transcript has a single exon. The coding region runs from base 1 to 2757 and encodes 918 amino acids.
AUGGAGGGGCGUCGUCCUGUCGGAGGACGACGGGGUUGGGUUCUGUGGGCGGUCCUCUCGGCGGUCCUGUGCCCGUUGACCGCGUUAGCCGGGUCAGCCGGGUCGACAUCCGCGACCGUGGUCGUCGAACCGAGGCCGACGGUGGACGUCGACGGGUACGUCGAGUGGACCGACGCGGUGCGCGCGACGCUCAGGCGCCGAGCGCCGGGACUGCGAAAUGCCGGGACAAGGAGCGACGUCCGCGGCUCGGGCGACUCGGGUUCGGCGGCGGCGUCCGCGUCGUCGACGACGACGCGUCCCAGAGUCGUGGUGGUUCCCGACCCGCCGAGGAUCGCGUGCGACGAGCGCGGAUGCGGCGGGGGCGCGUGCAACCGCGAGCUGGGCGCGUGCCGAUGCCCGCUCUCGCUGGACGGUGCGCGCUGCGAGACGUUCGCACCCGCGCGAUGCGACGAGGACCCGGCGUCGCCCCGCGAGCUCGUCGGGGUCGAGUACAAGUCGAGGUGCGCGGGGGAGUGCGACCUCACCGCCGCCAAGUGUCGAUGCGGCCGGGGCGUCGCGCACUUGGGCCGGGGAGAUUUGAGAAACGCGCAUCCCGAUUGGAAGACCCCCGACGACGUCGCCCCCAACGGCACCGCGUACGCCGGGCCGUACGCCCCGACGGACGCCCCGAUGAGCAAAUUCCCGGAACGGCCCAUGCAGGGAUGCUACUACGAGGGCAUCGCGACGCAACGGACGUGGCACGCAAAACUCGACUGGGAUCGAGCGGCGGGUGGAAAACCGAAUGACUUUUGGCGGCCGCGAGACGACCCGGGUCCGCGCUCGGACUGGUGCGCGUGGGAGCCCGGACACCCCGGGGUCGACCCCGUCGUCAAGUGCCGGUGCUUCGACGGGUACGUCGGCGUCGGGUGUCAGACGAUCGUCAAGCAGUUCUGCCUCAACGACUGCGCCGGCGCGGGGAAGUGCGAGCACGGGCGAUGUAAAUGCGACGAAGGGUUCUUCGGAGCGGAUUGCUCGCAGAGGGACGGCGGGGGUCUGGUACCCACGGGCGCCGGGCACGGGUACGCGGCCGGGGGUUCGGACGAUCCGAGACGCGCGGGGUUCGUCCCCGACGGGGGCGCGAGGCGGCGGCACCAUCUCCACGCGGCGUCGGCCGGGUUGUUGGGCAGCGGCGCAGCCGGGGGCGGCGCAGCCGUGGGCGGCGCGGCUGGCGGCGACGCGAGCGCGACGCGGCGGACGCACGCGCGGAGACCGCUCAUUUACGUGUACGACCUCCUUCCAAAGUUCACCACCGCGCAGCUGCAGCACCGGCAGGACGUCAGAAAGUGCGUGACGCGGUUCGCCGAGGAAGGUAACGCGACGAGGUUCGAGGAUAACCUCUACGGCGCCGAGGUUGCGCUGCACGAGCUCUUGCUGGAUUCCCCGCACCGCACGGACAACCCGGAGAUCGCCGACUUCUUCUUCGUCCCGAUGUACCACUUCUGCUUUAUCUCGCGGCUGCAGCAGCCCACGCCCGGGCACUCGCAGCAGCUGUUCUCGCGGACCAGGGGCGUCGGCUGCGACUUACGGGGGUCGCACGUCGACGCGGCGUUUCAGCACCUCUUCGUUCCGGUGCUCGAACACCUGCGUCGCGACUACCCGUGGUGGAACCGAACCGACGGCGCGGAUCACAUCGUCCCGUUCCUUCACGACGAGGGCGCGUGCUACGCCCCGCGCGAGUUCGGCGACGCCACUUUGUUAGUGCACUGGGGCAGGAGAGACGCGGAUCCGGAAUCGUGCACGGGGUUCGGGUCCCACGACUGGGGCGAUCGAACACGGGACGAGACGCACGCGUCUUGCGUCGUCAAACGCGCGGCGAUGCUCGCGGGGCACCCGCGCGGAAAAGGCGUUUGCUACAGGCGCGGUAAGGACGUGGUCAUCCCCCCGUGGAGGACGCCGAGGCAGUUUUUAGAGUCGCCGUUGCUGGCGGCGGCGGCGCGGGGCGCCGAGGAGGCCAAACGGACCGCGUCGCCGACGUUCGAGGAGGCGCUCGAAAAAACCGCGGGUGCUGCUGACGUGGAGGCCCAUGUGGCUGACGUGGAGGCCCACGCCGCGCGCGCCAUGCACCGCGCGUCCGUCGAGGCUACGAUUCGUUACGCUCGAACGACUUCACGCGACGGACCGUUUUUUUUGUUCCGGGGGAGCAUCCGUCCGAACAACCCGGCGCACUCUCGCGGGACGCGGCAGGAGGCGUUUCGCUUCUACGGACCGGGCAAGGCCAAGUCGUCCCCCGACGUCAUCGUCGACGAGGGAGCGCAGACGUACAGGCAGGAACUGGCGAGCGCCACGUUCUGCGGCGUGUUCCAGGGCGACGGUUGGAGCGCUCGAUUCGAAGACGCCGUGUUGAACGGUUGCGUCCCCGUGGUGGUCAUGGACGACGUGGACGUGGCGUGGGAGGGGUACCUGGACGUCGACGCCAUCGCCGUGCGUCACCCGAGCCGCGAGAUGCAUUCACUCGUCGAGACGCUUCGCGCGAUUCCUCCGGAGACGAUCGCGAAGAUGAGAGUCGCGGGCGCGAGGGCGUGGCACAGGUUCGCGUGGCUCGGGUACUUCGCGGCGGAGCGCGAGCGCGAGCGCGCGGGGCUCGUCAAGUUGGACGACAGGUUCCGAGAUUUAGAGACGUUGGGGAAGAUCGCGGGGGUGCACGGCGCGGACGCCUUCGAGACGCUCUUGCAGGUGCUCAGGCACAAACUCGUGGAGCGAGAGUUGGCGGUUAAAUAG